Messenger RNA from Klebsormidium nitens, 2410 nucleotides. The record is from the annotation of a GenBank genome assembly. Lineage: Eukaryota; Viridiplantae; Streptophyta; Klebsormidiophyceae; Klebsormidiales; Klebsormidiaceae.
GUUCAAGCAGCCGCCCGGGCGCUGGCGCUUGCCUCAGGCUUUCGAAGAUUAUAGGGUUUGAAUGUGGCUUCAGCACAAAAGAUUGAUCAGGCUAUGAUAGGCUGGCAGCCAUGAACGCUAUUUCAAUUUGGAACGCCUUGAGGAGAUAAGAAAGAAGGACGCGAUGGCGGAGGCAGAGAGCGUUCUGCUAACCGUCCGCGCCAAGUACAAGCCAUCAAUGAAGGAGGCGGGGCUGGAGGGAGUACUCAUGCUGACCCCCAGAUUCGCGAAAUGGACCCCAAACAACCCUGGGGCCGCUACGCCCCUCUCCAUCGACUUCAAGACCAUUAAAAAGCACUUCAACACAAAGGAGGAGUCGAAGAAGGCGCUCAUGAAGCUGAUGACAGACGUGGAUCCCAAGAAACCAGGGUUUAUGUUCGAGUUCAACUCAUUCGACGACCGGAACAAGGCCAACCCAAUCGUCGGUUCAAUCAUCGCCCGCCAUCAGCCGCCGGUCGGUCCAAGCUCAAGCGGAGCGGCCGCCAGCGCCGGACCGACCGCCCCCUCCCAAACUUCCAAACCCUCCGGCGCAGGGCGGGCUUCCUCGCAGCUCGAGAACGUCAGCCAAGCGGAGAUUGAGCAGCGCAUGGCGGUGCUUGCCAAGGAUGCGGAUCUCCGGAAGCUGCACGAGCAGCUCGUCGGGACAGGAAUCCUUACGGACGCAGAGUUCUGGAGCACGCGGAAGGGCUUGCUCGAGAAGGAGGCCGCCAAGCAGUCGGACCAGAAGACGGGGCUCUCCAGCCAAAUGCUGACCGCCCUCAAGCCGGUGGUUGACGGCCGGACGAACAAAGUCAGCUUCAACCUCACCCCCCAGAUCAUCCACCAGAUCUUCCAGGAGCGACCGCUCGUCUUGCAACGAUACAUGGAGAACGUGCCAGACAAGCUGAGCGAGGCCGAGUUCUGGACGCGCUACUGCAAGGCGGAGUAUUUACAUUCGCAGCGGCGCGCGGGCGCGCAGGCGGCGGUGGCCGACAUGGACGAGGAGGCGGAGGCCAUGUUCCGGGACGACGACGCGGGGCCUUCGCGGGAGGAGCAAACCAAGAUUCGCGGGGUGGACCCGACGCUCAACAUGGCGGCGGACCAAGCGGACGACUAUUACCAGAGCACGUCGGGUUACGGGUUGCUGAGGGACGGAGGGAAAGAAGCCGGCCCGUCACGAGAAAGCGCCAAGAAACGAAAGAUUGCCCACGACAUCAACCGACACGCGGCGGUGGUCCUGGACGGGAGGCCGGCAGGCGAGGACAUCAAGGACCCCGCCGCCGCUGCGGCCGCCGUGAAUGCCGCCCGAGCGGCCGCGCAGCUCGCCGGAAGUCGAGCGGAAAACGGCGACCCCGCGCGCGAGCAGCGGUGGCACGAGAAGCUGCAAGAGGCGACCGACAUGCCGGACCUGCACCCGCAGCCGCAGGCGCCCGCCGUGCCGCUGCGCAUCGAGGACCCCCGGCGUUACUUUGACGUCAGCACCGGCGGUCCUGCAAGCACCAGCGCAGGAGGGCCGCAGACCGACGGCGCGCUUUGGGCGGCAAUGCGCGAGCAGGCGGGCGCGGUGCGGACCGAGGGACUGGGCGGCGUGCUGCCGCCCGCGAAAGCCUUCCAGGUGUUGAGUGAGGUGCAGCAGCAGAUCCAAGUGUCGGUCGCGAGCGCCGGCAAGAAGGCCGGGCAGGACUUGCUCAAACAACUGCCGGCGUCCGUCAAAGAUGACGUCUUCCAGAGUGCGGCAACUGCGCACGAGAUGCUGCGGCACUUUUGGGGGGCGUACCCGAUCACGAGCGCGACUCUGCUCAACAAGGCCAACCGGUUGAAAGACGCCAUGGCGGGGCUGUACGAGCGGAUGCAGCGCACCAAGGAGGGGAUCCCCUCAGAGUAUCGGGAGCCGGUCUCUCAGCUCUUCAAACCAGUCUUUCAGAUGCUUGACGCCGCAUUUGCUCACUACGAAAGUGAAGAGGAGCUGCGGAAGGCCCGUCAGCAGCGAGCGGCUGCAAACAGGCCAGCGGGUGUCAACGGAACGGCGCAGGCUGCGGCAGGCUAACUACUUGUGUUCCCGCUACCAAAUUCUGGCGCAAAGUUCCUUAUACGCCUUCUGUUGGGGCAAUUGCGCCUGUUGAGUACCGUGUUUGAUUGAAAUCACACCAGGAGAAAGACAGAAAAUUAGGCUCGCAGCUGACUGCUGAAGACAGGAUACGUGCAAAGCCGAGAUAGAAGAGUGCUCGAUUAGGCUGCUUUCUCAAGAGGUGUCAUGAAACGGUGCAUGACCAUUGGGACUCACAACUAGCUCUGCGAUCCGCAAAAAGAGAUCAAACAUGGUCAAGCUUCGAGCCUGAACAUCGAUCCACAUGAUAAUGGCAUGCGGGACCUGCUAGCUGCUCAUGAAGCA